UAGCGUUUCCUGUGUUUGUAAACUGAGAAAAAUUGGAACUCCGACAAGAAAUAUUAAUCUGCAAAACUCAACUAAAUCUUAAGGCCUUGGCCCCUGAUUAUUUGGGUGAGUGUGGUCUCUUCUCACACCCCUCAUCCUGAGUGACCCCCCUUGACGCACCCCUUUACCCCCAAACACACACACGCAUUCAAACCACGCACCGGCGAUGACACACCAUCCCAACAACUCCGUUCGAGACCACAUGAAAUGGGCUGGAUUGCUGGGCUGUGAGACGGUGCUGUCCAGCAUCGCCCUGAUGCAGGCCAACAACAUGUCCGGCAGUCAGAAGAAGUUGACCUCACAGCACGGCCAGGGUCAGAGAGACAACAACAACCCUGAAAGCCACCAGCACCAGUCUCACGAGGCUCACCACGGCCACCACAACAACCACCAGGCCCACCACAGCCACAUGGUCCUGCCCUCGGGAGUCAGCUGCCCACCCCUGUUAAUCAGAAAAGAUGGACACUCAUUUCACACACCCAGGCUGCUCGAUGAGAAAGAUAUGCAGGCCAGCCAGAAUAUGCAAUCGACAAAGAAGAAGCACAGAAAAUCAGGAACACCCAACAAACUGAGAGAGAAAGUGGAGCAGGUGGAGAUGGAUAUUAACGGUGAUGAUGAUCAUGAUUCACUAGUACAGAAGAACUUCAUUUGUGAGCACUGCUAUGGAGCAUUCCGAAGUAGCUACCACCUGAAGAGGCAUAUCCUCACUCAUACAGGAGAGAAGCCGUUUGCAUGUGACAUAUGUGACAUGCGGUUUAUUCAGCGAUAUCAUCUGGACAGACACAAGAGAGUUCACAGUGGAGAGAAGCCCUACCAGUGUGAUCGCUGCAAUCAAAACUUCUCACGGACGGACCGUCUGCUACGUCACCGGCGUCUGUGUGGAGCGAGGACCAACCUUCCCAAGGAGGAGAACCAGUCAUUCUCCUGCGAGAGCAGAGGAGGAGCCUACUCCCAGGAUGCACCUGGGCACACGGCCACCUGGAGCCCCCUACAGCAGCAAAACAGCCGUCUGGCUGUCUAACCUCUGACCCCUCGGAGAAACUCCCCCCCCCCCCCCCCCCCCCCCCCCCCCCCAUCUAACACAGUCAGCAGUCCUCAGCUCAAUGAUGCCACAUACUGGAGCAGACCAGUACUGCGUUGUCCCUCAGCCCAGAUAAACCUGGCUAAGACAAAGACACCAAACCUUAUGCUGUUCUCAACACUGAGCUCAUAUCCUGUUGAUGGGAUGGUGAAUCAUUUUCUACUCGUUUUAUUCUCAUUUUUGUAUCGUUACGUACAUGGUACAAGACCUAGGGUGGGAGGGGUUUGGUCAAGCUGUCAUAUUACUAUGGCAAUAAUGGAUUCACAAACUAAUAUGUUGUAGCCUCAAUUGGACUAGUAUUUUUUGGACUGAAUGAUCCAUGGACACUCAAUGUAAGGUUGGCUUGGUCAAACCAAUAUGUUCCUCUGGCUUAGAUGUUUUACCAUUGAGUGUUUGUGGAAGCUCACCAUUGGGCAAAACCCCCAUUUUCUCCAAAAUACAAUACAAUAGAGGCAGGACACUUGUCCACACAAUUAAGCAUGUAUUUAAUGUAGCAAAAAAUGACAUUAACUCAUUUUUGACCAAAUGAGCAGUUACUGCGUUUUUGCUUGGUAGGGCAGAAUACUGAUCAGUAACCUAGGACACUCUUCUUCUUCCACAAGCAGCCUCAGUGUUCAUUGGCCAACCAGGUCAUACUAUGGACAUUUAAGUUAUUUUAAGGACAACGGUGAACAUGCAUCCUUGUGGUCUUGAACCACUCAGAUUCAUUCAAAGUUGGUUCUGUUGCUACUGCUUGUAGCUCGCUAGCUCCUGGACUACCUUGUUAGGGAAUGGUCAUCAACUAAUAGCUGAUCCAACCUUCAUGUAGAGACCAUUAGGGAGUUCAUGGCACAUUUCUUGUUCUCUGUUGUGUGUGUCCCCCACACAUCCAUCCAGUCCUUGUUAUGGGUUUGAUUCAAUGCUGUCUAAAUAUAUGUCACUUUGUCAUUUGUUACACUGUCCAUAUGUUGUUUAACUCUAGAACCUCUCAUAGCUACCGUUUCGGGCAUCGUGACCAUAGAAAUAUAAUUACUCAUGUCCAUUCUAUUACUCUAUUUCUAUGUUAAUGACCUAUAGUCUUGUCCGUGAAUGUUCAGGACUGUGUAUGUAGGCCUAUUCUAUAUUCAUUCACUCUGGAGAGUCUGUCUUUCCUAACUCUUGUGUUAUUUUAAUUCCUUGUUAUCAAAUGUCCUGAGUGCGUUGAUCCAGCUUGUCAUAUUUCAUAUGUCUGGUGUUUUGUUUUUUUAAGAAGGGGUCAUCGUAGGCAGCAGAUGAAGCAGGAUGGUUGACCUCUCAACAUUGACCUUCUCUGACAACAUGUUUGUGAAUGAAUACUUCCUCUAUAAUAUCAUACCAUGUUGUGUUUAUUCACCUCUGGCAUCUUCAGUGAAGAUGAUCAUUUCUGAUCCAAAAGGACACCUACAGCCUAGGCACUCCUGAGAGCAUUAGAUAAAUAUAACCAGUAUGGUAAUAGCUAUUGCUUCCACCUGUCUUGUGUUCAGAUCUACAGGCAUGGCUAGGCAGUAGGUUUGGAAUUCAGUAUAUCUCUACUCCAUGGGGUACUUUUCAUUCAAAUUUUUAUUGGAGUGUCUCAAGCUCCCUUAUGGUAGCCUGGUCCCAGAUCAGUUUGUACUGGUUUGCCAACUCCUAAGUAGACUUGCACAAGCGUUGACUUCUGCAAGCUGGAACAGCUCAUAGGUGCAUCUGGGUACAUUACUCAUCUGUAGCGUGAGGCAGCUUGAUAUACAAGUACUCCUCCUGGACAGGACUCUAGUCUAGUCUAAUCUAUCUCCUUGAUGCUGAGUGCCAAGCGGGGACGCACCAGGUCCCAUUUUUACAGUCUUUGGUAUGACUCGGCUGAGGAUCGACCUUCCAAUCUCAGGGCGGACACUAAUCACAAGGCCACUGAGUCGGUCAUUGUCAUAUCAUCGACCGUGGGACUGGGAUAUACAGCACCAACAGAUCUGGGACAAGGCUAUCAUGAUGACAUUCUGUAUCUAUAAACACUGGAGUGAGGAAGCCUGAAAUAUAGGAGAAACAACCGUUAUCUGUAUAGACACCGGGGUUUUAUAGAGGACCAGUAGUUACUAUUGCAUCACUGUCAGACUGUUGUGUCAAAGGAGUUUCAUGGUAGUCAGUUUUCUACUGCUAAAUUUAUUUUAAUAUAUAUUUUAAAAUGUCAUUUAAAUUAGGAGUAGAGGCAGAACUGCCACUAGUGCCUGUCUAGUGUAGCUGUUAUGAUUAGUCCAUUAACUUUUUUAUUACUGGUAGUUUUGCAUGCAUUUGUGAUCCCCUAAGUUAAAUGAAGUGAUCUUGUUUUUGGUAAAGACAGUAAAAAUGUUUUUGGGGUAAAAUUAGGUUUUGUUUUUCAAAUAAUAACUUUGUUAUUGUCAUGAUUCUAGUCCCCAUCACAGGCAAAUGGAAGUCCUUUUUUGACCUGGUAAGACAUACUGUAGUGAAUGGAAAACUAGGGCAUCAAGCUUAAAUAAAGAUGUUUCUCUUUUUAAAGUUUUUAAA
Oncorhynchus gorbuscha (pink salmon) is the source of this 3616-nucleotide messenger RNA. Its product is annotated as zinc finger protein 740-like. The coding region runs from base 206 to 1060 and encodes 284 amino acids. Gene Ontology annotation, biological process: regulation of transcription by RNA polymerase II. Gene Ontology annotation, molecular function: DNA-binding transcription factor activity, RNA polymerase II-specific; RNA polymerase II cis-regulatory region sequence-specific DNA binding. Gene Ontology annotation, cellular component: nucleus. The record is from RefSeq and is a predicted model, not a curated record. NCBI's taxonomy places the organism in Eukaryota, Metazoa, Chordata, Actinopteri, Salmoniformes, Salmonidae. The transcript has 7 exons.